Messenger RNA from Macrobrachium nipponense, 1143 nucleotides. RefSeq lists its product as uncharacterized. NCBI's taxonomy places the organism in Eukaryota, Metazoa, Arthropoda, Malacostraca, Decapoda, Palaemonidae. The transcript is spliced from 6 exons. The record is from RefSeq and is a predicted model, not a curated record. Bases 1 to 1143 code for a protein of 380 amino acids.
AUGAAUUAUCUUCGAACACAGAAUCUCCUCAUUUCAACGCACGUGCCCACCAACGUUCAAGCAUUUCUCUCCGGUCGUGUGAAAAGCUGGCACCGAGACCUUCAAGCAUUUCAGCAUGAACGACUCAUCAUUCCUCAUAAAAUGGUGUCCACUCUAAUAACCGGUGGAAGGCUGAGCUAUCUGGACUGCAGGAUAAGGCUGUAUGAUGCAGCUGAUGUGAAGAAAUGUUCGGCACUGCGCCGAAAGGGCCAAGAUGGUCCUUUGUGGAUGGCCUUUUAUGGCGAUUCCAAAGUUCGAGACAAAUUCGCAAUGUUCCUUGAAAAGACUCCAAAUUUCAACUGGUAUAUCUAUAAUAACACUCUAAAGGAAAAGACAUCAACCACAUGGAAGGCGUACAACUUGAUACAUGGCUAUAAAAUGCAGCACUCUCUAAGUGUUGCAGGAGACCAAGACGCCAAAUUAGAUUUCAUUUGGGCACCAAGAGGAUUUGAGAUCUACAAUAAGUCAGCACCAAGAGGAAAUGAACUUGAGUUUUGGGCAUACAAGGCUCCGAGAGUGCCAAGCGUGGUUGUCGUAGGUUUUGGAUCAUGGUCCAUGAGUUCUGGAGCAACGACUGACAGUGAGACUCUGAACAAAUAUUCCGACUAUGCAGACGUAUGGCGAAGUAUGGCGAAGGUCCUCAGUGUUCUUGCUGCACGCACCAACGUGCUUGCUUGGGCGCAGUCGAGAAGCAGAGAUUAUGUGGUUGUAUCUCGUGUUAAUGCCGCCAGUAUGAAUCAAGAGCCCGGUUCGAAGAAGCAUGAAAAAGCGGCGCUCAUUCAAAAACUAACUCGACUUCUCCAUUACACUCGACUCUUCUCUUCGACGGCCGAAUGGACCGACGAAGUCAUGCACAUGGCUCUACGGAACACCGGUGUCACCAUCUGGGACUCGACGAUGCCAAUGAAUCUCCUCAACAUUCAAGAAUGCCAAGUCCUUCAUGACUCGAGGAUGACCGCGUAUCUUACUUACUUCGAUCACAGUUGCCAAGACGAUAUCCACAGCGACUCUUACACGGUCGAGGAUGAGAACAUGAUGCUCAUCAACUUGCUCUGCAAUCAAUAUGUAGGAAAAGUCGAGGGGACCUAUUGCUGUACAAAGUAA